AAUUACGUCAUUAACAGUCGCCGGUGUCACUCAUGUUGUCAAAAUGAAAUGUUUACAAUGAGAAUUAUCAUCAUUGUUUUACGUGUUUUUAAACACCAUAAAUCGUUUUAGUUAGUCGGUGAGAUGUCGGCGUUCAGCUCAGAGCUCAUUGACUACCUGGAGGGAAGAAUUUCAUUCGAGGAGUUUGAAAUACGGAGAGAGGAAAGAAAAGCUAAAUUGAAGGUAUCGAACGAAGGGCGUUCAGAGGAAGAUGAAGAGAUUGGACCAGAUGACACUCUCCCCAGCACUUCCCACGACCGCAGUCCGAGAAAAUGUUCUAAAAAACGGCCCGCAGCGGAUCCCGAGGAAGGCGUCAGCCCCUCUGUCCAGAAGGCCUUUGCCUCGAUGAUGGAGGAGGGAACAGAGACUGAACAGACUGAGGAAGAGGAGGAGGAGGAUGAAGACAACGAUGACGAUUAUGAAGAAGAGGAAGAGGAGGAUUCAGAGGAGGAGAGGAAGGUUGAAGCUAAGGGAGAUGAGGAAGGGCCCUCAGCUGGGGAUGUCUUUGCUCUGGAAAUGGAACUUAACCGAGAGAACAAGAAGAUGAUGAAGGAGAGACGUAACCGCAGCAAGCUGCCCCGGGCCCUAAGGGGCCUCAUGGGAGAAGCCAACAUCCGUUACGCCCGUGGAGACAAGGAGGACGCCGUCCUGAUGUGUAUGGAGAUCAUCAGACAGGCCCCGCUGGCCUACGAGCCCUUCUCCACCCUGGCUAUGAUCUAUGAAGACCAGGGGGACAUGGAGAAGUCUCUACAGUUUGGCCUGAUCGCUGCCCAUCUCAACCCCAGCGACUGUGAGGAGUGGGUCAAGCUGGCCGACAUGUCUCUGGAGCAGGACAACAUCAGGCAGGCCAUCAUCUGCUACACCAAAGCCAUUAAGUAUGACCCCAGUAAUGUGCGCUACCUAUGGGAACGUUGCAGCCUGUAUGAGCAGGUGGGGGAACACAAGCAGUCCAUGGACGGGUACCGUCGUAUCCUCAACCUACUGCCCCCUACUGACGGGGAGCACUUCAUGCAGCUGUCACGAGACAUGGCCAAAAGCUACUAUGAGAGUAGUGACCUGCCGUCAGCCAUGGGGGUGAUGGAGGAGGCCCUGAGGAGACACCCAGAGCUGGUGACAGACGAGAGCAUCAACAUGGCUGCUGAGCUCUACAUCGCCAACCACCAACACGACAAGGCCCUUCAGGUUCUAGUCCAGUUCUGUGGGAUCGUCCUGGAGAGAGGAGAACCUAAGCCAGACCUUGCAGAGGAGGAGAACCCAGAGGAGGAGCAGGAGAAGAUGGAAUCAGAGGAGAACCCAGAGGAGGAGCCGAAUAAGAUGGAAGCAGAGGAGGAAGAGGAGCAGAAGAAGAUGGAAACAGAGGAGGAGAACCCAGAGAAAGAAAAGGAGAUGAAAACAGAGGAGCCUGGGGAGGUUAGAGAGGUGGUAGUUCCAGACCAUGUACCAGUGGACAUCAGAGUGAAACUCAUGGUCUGUCUGAUCCACCAGCAUGUUUACAGACCUCUGGAUUCCAUGUUGACGUCUCUGAUGGAGCAGAGCCCAGAGGAGCUGGGGGAUCUGUACCUGGACGUGGCUGAGGCCUUCCUGGACCAGGGAGAGUACAACUCAGCCCUGCCUCUCCUCUCUGCCCUGGUCUGCUCUGAGAGAUACAACCUGGCUGUUGUCUGGCUCCGACACGCUGAGUGUCUGAAGGCGCUGGGCCACAUGGAGGUAGCAGUGAAGAGUUACAACAGGGUAGUACAGAUGGCUCCUCUUCACCUGGAGGCCAGGCUGUGUCUGUCUACUCUGCAGCAGCAGCUGGGGCGACCUCUCUGUGCCCUCAAGGCCCUGGAGCCCAUGUACGACCCAGACACACUGGCACAGGACGCCUCCGCAGCACAGCAGGAGUUGAAGCUGCUGCUACACCGCUCUACUCUCCUGCGUUCCCAAGGCCGACUGGAUGACUACCUGGAUACCAUGCUGACCAUGCUGGCUAUGCUGCUGAAGGUGGCUAUGACGCGGGCCCAGGUGUGUGUCAAAGCCAGAAUGUGGGCGGGGGUCAGACACCUGCGUCUGGUCAAGGUGUCUAAGGACCUGGUGUCAGACAUCCACGACCAGGAGGCAGCCUACCAGGACAUCAGUGGUAAGACCAGUGUGUUGUCUCGUGAGGACUGGUGGUUACUGUUGGUGAGGUGUGUGUGUACCCUGUGUGAGAUGAAACGUUUUAAAGAGGCAGAGCUGCUGGUAGACUCUUCUCUGGAGUUCUACUCCUUCUAUGACGUCAAGGUGAAGAGGAAAGAGCUGGAGUUCUUUGGUCUGUCGGCUGCUUUCCUGGACCAUAACUACCGCAAGGCCUACGAUUACAUCAGACUGACGCUGAUGGAGAAGCAGGAGUGGCCCAUGCUGUGGAAUGUAUUCAACCAGGUGACCCUUCACUCCCAGGACGUGCGUCAUCAUCGGUUCUGUCUGCGUCUGAUGAUGAAGAACCCAGACAACCACGCCCUGUGUGUUCUCAGUGGACACAACGCACUGGUGUCUGGCAGCUUCAAACACGCACUCGGUCAGUAUGUUCAGGCGUUCAGGUCUAAUCCAGAUGAACCUCUGUACAGUCUGUGUGUUGGCCUCACCUUCUUCCACAUGGCGUCUCAGAAGUUUGUGGUUAAACGCCACCCGCUGAUAUUGCAGGGAUUCUCAUUCCUGUGGCGUUACGUGGAGCAGCGUGGGCCCUGCCAGGAGAGCAUGUACAACCUGGGACGGGCCCUGCAGCAGAUGGGCCUGGCACACCUCGCCAUUCACUAUUACCACAAGGCUCUCAGCUUCCCUCCUCUUACACUAGAGGGUAUUGCGGAUGACCAGGUAGACCUGCGUAGAGAGAUAGCCUUCAACCUGUCAAUCAUCUACCAGGCCAGUGGAAACACUGAGAUGGUACGACACCUCAUCAACACAUACUGCACUGUAUAAUGACCUAUCAGGUCCUCAUUACUGAACUGUAUAACGACCUAUCAGGCCCUCAUUACUGAACUGUAUAACGACCUAUCAGGUCCUCAUUACUAAACUGUAUAACGACCUAUCAGGUCCCAUGUGAUGUGUAUUAGGAGACAUAAUUGAUGGCAUAAAAUAGUGUUUCCCCAAAUAUGUUUUUCUGCAGCAGUGGCAAAGUUAGUGUAGUGGGUGUGGCCAAUGACACGGUCUCUCCGACCGAAAAUGAGCAGAGAUAUUUUGGUGUUUUAAAGCUAAUUUGCUGCAAUUCUACACAUUUUGUCAUGGUGCUAAGAGAAAAAUGCUUAGUUUAAAAACAAAUGUCCUGCAAUUCUACACAUUUUGUCGUGGCUUAUGCCUUGUUCUUAUGCUAUCUGAAUGACUCAAACAUUAUAACACAAUCAAUGGGGGCCCCAUGACAUGAUAUUUGGGGAAUUUUUGAUUCUCCCUGACUCUAGUUUUUAUUUUGGUGAUUAUAUUUUUUGUUCUCAAAGAUAAUCUUUGUACUGCAGCGCCAGCUGUGCCACCAGAGACUCUGGGUUCGCGCCCAUGCUCUGUCGUAACCGGCCGCGACCGGGAGGUCCGUAGGGCGAUUGGCCUAGCGUCGUCCGGGUUAGGGAGGGUUUGGCCGUUAGGGAUAUCCUUGUCUCAUCGCGCACCAGCGACUCCUGUGGCCGGGCCGGGCGCUAACCAAGGUUGCCAGGUGCACGGUGUUUCCUCCGACACAUUGGUGCGGCUGGCUUCCGGGUUGGAUGGCUCUGUGUUAAGAAGCAGUGCGGCUUGGUUGGGUUGUGUAUCGGAGGACGCAUGACUUUCAACCUUCGUCCCGUACGGGAGUUGUAGCGAUGAGACAAGAUAGUAGCUACUAAACAAUUGGAUACCACGAAAUUUGGGAGAAAAGGGGGUAAAAUAAAAUAAAAAUUUAAAAAUAAUAUAAUCUUUUAAAAAAUAUAUCUCUCCAUUAGCUUUUCUACAUAGAAUGCAUAUAGGGGAAACACUGUAAUGUCAUGUGAUGUCCUGACCAAUACCAUAGGAAUACUAUUACACUGUAGGAUGUGUAGGAAGUCAUAUAUACCAUAGGAAUACUAUUACACUGAAGGAUGUGUAGGAAGUCAUACCGUAGGAAUACUAGAUGUAUCCAGGGGUCACAUUUAAAAUCACCCCAGUCGGUUACAUCCGAUGUAAAAAUGGAAACAUGUUUUGUAUAUGUUGUUGUUGUUGUUGUUGUCAACAACACCUUAUGUUUACUCUGACUUGUGUACAUAUAUUUUGUAGAAAAAUGUAUUUGAAUACACUGAAAUAAAAAAAUAUGCUUAUUAA
Messenger RNA from Oncorhynchus kisutch (coho salmon), 4314 nucleotides. Its product is annotated as general transcription factor 3C polypeptide 3-like. Gene Ontology annotation, molecular function: protein binding. Lineage: Eukaryota; Metazoa; Chordata; Actinopteri; Salmoniformes; Salmonidae. Gene Ontology annotation, cellular component: transcription factor TFIIIC complex. Gene Ontology annotation, biological process: transcription by RNA polymerase III. The record is from RefSeq and is a predicted model, not a curated record.